Messenger RNA from Pongo pygmaeus (Bornean orangutan), 1002 nucleotides. RefSeq lists its product as uncharacterized. The record is from RefSeq and is a predicted model, not a curated record. Bases 1 to 1002 code for a protein of 333 amino acids. The transcript has a single exon. Lineage: Eukaryota; Metazoa; Chordata; Mammalia; Primates; Hominidae.
AUGGCUGAGGCCAAGCCAGGCAUCCUGCCCGGCGGCGGCUGCACAGGGGCGAAAACUGAGAAUCCCUGCUCAACCCCAUCUGGGGUGACUGCCAAGUGCCCAUGCCAGCGACCCCGAUCCCCCUCCGGUGGAAGAGUGGGCGGGAGGCACGGCCUGGGGGCCCUCAGGCUGGGCGCGCUGGCGAUCCGGAGGCCUACCAGGCCAUGCACCUCCAGCCCGCCUGGGCACCCAAGCUGCAGCCGUCUUCUGUGUGCAGGCAGCAGCCUCCAGGCAACCCCCGAGCCCGUCAGCACUCCCCACAUCUCAGAACCGGGGCCAGAUGUCCCUGUGGCUGCGGCUAAGCUAGGUGGUCUUCCCUGCGGCGGGAACCGGCUCUCAGCCCCAUUCCCCGUGGCUGCAGAGGGCCACUGGCUACAGGUCCCGAGCUUCAGCAGAGGAGGAGCCGAGCGGGGGCAGGGCCUGGCGGGCUCUCAGGCCAGGUGCACUCGCGAUCCAGAGGCCGCCCAGGCCGUGCUCCACCACCUGGGCGACCAAGCUGCAGGCGCCCUCUACCUGCUGGCGACAGCUGCCUGGCAACUUCCAAGAUGGCUGGCGCUCCCAGCCUGGCAGAACCGGGGCUACAUGUCGCCCUGGCUGCGGCCAAGCCAGGCGGUCUGCCCGGCGGCGGCUGCACCGGGACAGGAACCGAUCCCCAGUCCCAUCCCCGGUGGCUGCGGUGGGCCCCUGUCAGCGGCCCCGAUCUCUCUUCGGAGGAGGAGCGGGUCGGGAGUCAGGGCCAGGCAGGCUCUCAGGCCGGAAGGGAUGCAUUCCUGGGAUUCCGGAACGUCCCGCUCGAGCCCAGGAGAACCCGCAAGCCAGCGACGCCUGCGCCCGAGCUGCAGCCGCCCCCUGCCGGCCACGAGGGCUUGGGAGCGGCUUCCGGAGUCCCGGCUGGCGCUGAGUUGUAGGCGCGCGCCUCACUGGCAUCGCGGAGACUCACGCGGUCUGAGGUCGGAGCGCUGA